AUGACUGAUAUUUAUUAUCUUUCAGUAGGACUAGCGUGGAGUUGCACUGAUGGCUGGAUAAAACAUGGCAACUACUGCUUCCUGUUCAGUCAUAAUAAAGUCCACUGGGCCGAGGCUGCGGAAAUAUGCCGUUCAUUUGAUUCAUUUCUGGCUGAACCAAACACACACGACAUCGACAGUUUUAUAGUUGCCAAGACUCGUGUCACCAAUCCAAAGAGGGUAUAUUGGCUAGGUGGCUCCGACUUGCAGAAGGAGGGGACAUUUGUAUGGACGUCCCUGGGCCAACCUUUCUCCUACAAAAACUGGAUCCCUGGGGACCCCAACAACGCUAACGCAGGGGAGGACUGUGUGAUUGCCAACUGGUCAGGGGACGGGCGCUGGGCAGACGCUGACUGUGAGUGGGAGGAAUACUACAUCUGUCAGAAGGAGAGUGAUGAUGAGACUAUGAUUAUUGGAUGAAAUAAACAUACAUGUUUAGCAAA
Molecule: messenger RNA, 482 nt
Organism: Saccostrea echinata
Lineage: Eukaryota; Metazoa; Mollusca; Bivalvia; Ostreida; Ostreidae
Product: perlucin-like
Exons: 4
Coding region: 1-459 (152 amino acids)
Source: RefSeq, a predicted model, not a curated record